CUGCUGACCUGACAGUCUGGUCAAAAACUAGCAUUCUUUCAAGCAAUGGAAGAAAUAUAUGAAAACGUUGCCUUUGACAAACAUGCCUGCCCAGCUCCUGCAACAGAUCCCAGAGGCUCCAGCAGCUCUAAAAGGAGGGUUUAUUUGGCUGUUAUUCUCUGUCUGGGAGUCCUGAGUGUUUGCCUGCUGGCUGGACUCAUCGUCCUUGGUGUCCAUUAUCAUAUCUCGGGUGAGAUGGUUGCAGAUCUCUUCGCCAACCAAGACGAUCUGAGUGAACGUCUUCAGGCCAAUAAGGACAUUCUGUCCUCCCUAACAGAAGAGAGAAACCAGCUAAAAGCCAACCUCAGUAAACUAACUGAAGAAAUGAACAAGCUUAAACAUUUGUCCACACAAAAAAAAACAUGUCCUGCAGGUUGGAGGAUGUAUAGGUGUUCUUGUUACAUCCUUUCUACAACAUCUGGUUCCUGGGAUCAAGGCAGAGAAGACUGCAGAGGCAGAGGAGCAGAUCUGGUGGUGAUAGACAGCGAUGAAGAACAGAAAUUUCUCUCUGAAUUCACCAAAGAACUCUGCUGGAUUGGUUUAAAUGACAAAGAAACAGAAGGGACCUGGAGAUGGGUGGAUGGAAGUCCCUUGAAUCUGACGUUCUGGGCACGUGAACAACCAGACAAUGGCAAUGACGACCCAAAGUGGGGUGAAGAGGACUGUGUACAUAUCAGGACACCUGACAGCACACUUUGGAAUGAUUUAUCAUGUGCAGAUUCUUUGCAGUGGAUCUGUGAAAAGUUUCCAAUGUAGCUGAUUUGAAAAUAACUGCAAAAGCUUUACUGUCAAAGAUAACUUUUUUUCUUUUUAUUACUCAGCACCUGUAGCUAAAUAGGUGCAACAAAUUUAUAAGCAGGUGUCAUGCUGCACCAGUAAUACGCCAGUAAUACGCCAGUAAUACAAUGUCUCUUUUUUUGCAGCAACUAACAGAUUUGUUGAUAAUCUGAAAACUUCUUUUUAACACAUCAGUGUCAUGCUUCGGAUGGGUGGACUCAAAAAUACUCAGUUUCCCAGGGAUGGGUUUAAGAUAUUUAUUGUACAGAGAUGAAUACUGAAAAUGUGCGCUCCGGCUUUUCUCCGCUCAGGGUCUGUGGACACACAAGACGGCAGUUAGAAGGCAGGCUGCUGAUGAGAACUCAAAGAGGGAGUAUGAGUUAACGUACCAGCAGUGGAAUCCAACAGGGCACAGAAUGUUUCAUCCAGUGAACAGAGAAGGGCCGCCGGGAGGUUGACUGCGGGAGGAAAAGCUGCUGAACAGAGGAGAGGUUAGAGGAGGGAUACAGGUUUCUGGCAGGGGCCCAGAAUAAGAGGACACAGAGGCCGGGAUGGCUAGUCCUGUCUUGGGGUGCAGAUAGUUCAGUCCGUAAUCCAAAAUCCAAUCCUAAAGACAAUCCAGGGGUCAGAAAGCCAAGAUAUCCAAAUAAUAAAUCAGGGCAGAGUACCAGACAGGGAGCAGGCAGAAUCAAAAUCCAGGUCCAAAAUCAGGUCAACGUCAGGCGGGUAGGAAGGCAGGAAUAUACAGGCUGGAAACGUGCAGGGAAGAACCAAGACGAUCUGGCACUGGAGGGAUGUCACAGAGCUGUAUAUAUAGGGCUUGGUACAGGUGUAGUGCAUCAGCCCUAAUCAAGAGCUGGUGGAGAUGAGGCGUUCAGGGCAGCUGGAAAAACUGAGCCCCACACCACAGAUCAUGACACAUCAGUGUUUGCAUGUUGAUUAAUAGCAUAAUGCCCUUCCCUUGCAGCAGCACAGUGAAUUAAAUUAAAUAAAAUUUAUUGUUGCUGAAAAUUAUCUUAAAGAUAAAAUAAGCAAUAGAAAAGUACCUUACAAGCCCACCUAUCAUGAACUGACCAGUCAUUCACCAAUCACCCAUCUAUUUUGUUAUUCUUCUUCACAUGCUCGUCUUCAGGCAGAGGGAGGCUAUGUCAUCAUCUGAUAAAUCUGGCACAGGGAUUCUUAAGAUGGCUUUUCUCGAUGAUGGUGCUCGAUCUUUAGCAAAUAACUUUCCUACUGAAUUAUUUACACUUUCCAAAGAUCUAGAUUUUCUGACUGAAACUUGGCAUCAUGACUCAAACUAUUCGUCCUCUACUGAACUCUGUCUUGUUGAAUACGCUUUCAUUAGUCAGCCUCGUGGACGAGGAGGAGUUGUUGGGGUUUUUAGGAACAGUUUCACAUGUCGCUCAGCUAACUUCAGCCACUUCUCAUCCAACUACAGCUGGUUAAAAUUAGGAAUAAGAACCCGUUUUACUGUGCUGAGGUGUAUCGCCCAGUAAGUUUUUUUUUGUCUUCCACCAUGAAACUGUCUAGUUUGUAGUUGAUUCAAAUAUUCAUAUUGACGAUGACUGAUGUUUUUGCUCAUGGUUUUAUUAGUGCUAUGGUCUCUUUAAUUUCACUCCGCAUGUAUUUGGAGCCACACAUGCUAAGGGUAACACUCUGGACCUGUUUUUUUACUUUUGGUUUGAAUAUUGACUAUUUUCUCUGAGGACAUUUUUAUCUCUGAUCAUCACUGUAUUCUCUUUAAUCUGCAUUUCCCCAUGUCUCUCCCACCACUUGCCAUGAAGUCAGCUCUCGCAUCCUUAACUUCUCUACUCCUAGCGUGUUUGUAAAUGUUUUAGUUUGGUUUUAUCUCCUGAUGAUGAUGCUGAUCAUUCAAUCGAUCUUUUUAAUAGUUGCUGUUUGUCUAUUUUAGACAAGGUCUGUCCAGACACAACGACUAACUCUUGUUCUAAGAUCAUCCCCCUGGAUAAAUGAUAGUAUUCAUUGCCUAAAACGCUCCUGUAGAAAGACUCAACGCCUAUGGAGGAAAACUGGGCUGCAAGUUCAUCUACUUAAAGGACCUUUGGUUCCUUUUAACAGUAGGUAAGGAUGUGAGACCUGCAUAUUUCUUUAACCAGUUUUUAAAAAAGCAGAGGUAAUCCUAAAUUGUUAUUUAACACUAUUAGUGACAUUGUUACUUCUGCUGCCCUAAUUUUCUCAAAGAUUGUGAAAACUUUCUUAUUUUUUUUUAAGUCAGUAAUUUUAGAAGCAGCAUCUCUCCCUUUACAUGUAAAAUGUCUAUUCCCAGUCCAGCUUGGCCUGUAAUUUUAGAUGUUUUUAGUUAUUUAUUUAUUUUUUUUACCUGGUUUAUGUCUAAUUUUUGAAGUUAGUUGGGCCAGUGAAAUCAUCAUCUUGCGCUAUUAAAAUGUUACCAAUAUUCCCUGUUCAAAGCUGUCCUUCAGUCUAUUGGCCGCUGUCUCCUCACAAUAACUCCUCCCUGCUGUCUGGUCAUGUCCCUGUUAUUUUAAAAAUGCUGUCAUCCACCCUCUUAAAAAAAAAACAACAACAACAAAAAAAAAACCCAACAAACUCAAUCACUCUCUUUUUAGGAGCUACCAAUCCAUUUCAAAA
This is a messenger RNA of Melanotaenia boesemani (Boeseman's rainbowfish), 3426 nucleotides long. Its product is annotated as CD209 antigen-like protein D. Lineage: Eukaryota; Metazoa; Chordata; Actinopteri; Atheriniformes; Melanotaeniidae. The record is from RefSeq and is a predicted model, not a curated record. The coding region runs from base 46 to 795 and encodes 249 amino acids. The transcript has 6 exons.